GAUUAUUUUAAACAGAUCGUUUCGUGUGGUUUGCUUGUUAUCUUGGAGUUUUUGGGAAAUCUCAUGAAUUUUAAUCUUAUUCUGUUACCAAGCGAUCGCUGUUCUAUGAAUCUGACUUGACACUGAAAUACUCCAGCAUGAUCGAGUUGCUUGUAUAGCGGAGAAAAGUAGCGUUAAAAUGGCGAAAAGCUACGAUCAUCUUUUCAAAAUUCUGUUGAUUGGAGAUUCGGGUGUUGGAAAGACUUGUAUACUUUGCCGGUUCGCGAACGAUGAAUUCAACAAAUCUCACAUAUCUACUAUUGGUAUAGACUUUAAAAUGAAAACAUUGAUGGUGGAUGGCAAAAGAAUACGCAUACAGAUGUGGGAUACAGCCGGACAAGAGCGAUAUGAGACAAUCACAACACAGUACUAUCGAAGGGCACAGGGAAUAAUUUUAGUGUAUGAUAUAACAAGACUGGAUACAUUUCAGAACAUAAGGAAAUGGCUUCGAUAUGUUGAUGAGCAUGCUAGUACCAAUGUCCAGACGCUGUUACUUGGCAACAAGUGUGACAUAGAACAACAGAGAAUAGUGGGAAAAGAAUUAGGGGUUAAGUUGGCUUCAGAGAGAAACAUUCAUUUUUAUGAGACAAGCGCAUACUCCAACACAAACAUUGACGAUGCAUUCAUUGAGAUGUGCAAACAAAUUCUUCAUCGAAUGGACGAGUCACAGCAAAAUGGGACAAAUCGAAUGAGCGUGCGCUCUUCUAUCAGUUCGGAGUUGAGCACAAGUGCCAUUCUCCUAGACACCAAGAAAGAAGUUCUCCAGAAAGAACAGUGCUGCUACGUCACGUGACACUUGACUACGUCAUGUGACACUUGACAACGUCAUAGACACUUGGCCCAAUCGCGUGCUGCACAAAAUACGUUUUAUAUUAAAAGCUCGCUCCAUAGUAUUUAACUCACAUAAGUAUACCAAAAUUAAGAAUUGAAUUUAAUAACAGUAUUAACAUACCCCAAAAAGCGUAUAUAUUAGUGUAAUACCGUAAAAAAAACUAUUAAGUCCACGGGGGCGAAAGAAAAAGGGUUAUUUUGUCAUGUUUUCAUGACAUUAGGUGUCUCUUAAAGCUGCAAUCCCACCAGUUUGCUUCCGGUCAAUAACGUAACAAUCUCCGAUGAUAUUUAAGGGAUUUUUAGCGAAAAAUAUUUCCAAAUUGUAAAAGCAGUAUAAAGUGUUUUUCAAAAUCCCGUGCAACAAAAUGAUAUUGUUAAAGAUAAAUUGUCAAGCCAGAACAUACAGAACGAAGACAUUACAAUAUAUUAGUACACUCUUUUUUUUAUAAGAAAGUUUUUUUAUAAAAACGCCCAGGCUGGGAUUUCGCCAAAUUUUAAGAACAUGCCGAGGCUCAGAAGAUAGCAGCUAAAGAUUUUUUCAUUAGAGUGAUUGCUUAAAAAAUGAAGAAUCAAAUUGUGUUUAUACUAGCGACUUAAAAUACUAUUGUUAUUGAUCAUUUGUGUAGUUCUCUUUUUACUCAGCUGGUGUGUGUGAUUUCAGGUCACUGAAAUUUAAGAAUAUCGAUAAGAACGUUUUUAGCCUUAAAAUGCUCCAAAAAUAAGAACGGCUCAGCCUCAACUGAAAAUUAGACGUUCUUAAAAAAAAAAGAGUGUACUGAAUAAACUAAUUAGUAUUUCACGGGUUUUUGAAAACCGGAUGGCCUGUUAAAUAGCAAGGAUUUUAAUAGAUUCUUUUGUCUUUAGUCGGUUGCGGUUUCCUCCGUCAUGCAGUGACCUUAAGGAGCGCCCGCAAUUAUUUUAUUAAUAAAAUUUAGAUAAGCAAUUGUAAA
Molecule: messenger RNA, 1820 nt
Organism: Nematostella vectensis (starlet sea anemone)
Lineage: Eukaryota; Metazoa; Cnidaria; Anthozoa; Actiniaria; Edwardsiidae
Product: ras-related protein Rab-13
Exons: 8
Coding region: 179-832 (217 amino acids)
Molecular function (GO): GTP binding; GTPase activity
Source: RefSeq, a predicted model, not a curated record